GAAGGGAGCAGCCUUUCUCCCUCAUAGGUCUCCUGGGGACCCAGGAGGCCUACAUCCACCCUUCUCUACAGCCAGUACCUUCCUCCCAGCCCAUGGGGACACUCGUGGCCAAACUGCUCCUGCCCACCCUCAGCAGCCUGGCCUUCCUCCCCACAGUCAGCAUCGCUGCCAAGAGGCGGUUCCACGUGGAGGCCAUGGUCUACCUCUUCACCAUGUUCUUUGUGGCGCUCUACCACGCCUGUGACGGGCCCGGCCUCUCUGUGCUGUGCUUCCUGCGCCAUGACAUCUUGGAGUACUUCAGCGUCUACGGGACAGCACUGAGCAUGUGGGUCUCCCUAAUGGCACUGGCUGACUUUGAUGAACCCCAGAGAUCAACGUUCGUGAUGCUUGGCGUGCUGACCAUUGCUGUGCGGACCUACCAUGACCGCUGGGGCUACGGGGUGUACUCAGGCCCCAUUGGCACGGCCGUCCUCAUGAUCGCUGUGAAGUGGCUGCAGAAGAUGAAGGAGAAGAAGGGUCUGUACCCCGACAAGAGCGUCUAUACCCAGCAGAUAGGCCCCGGCCUCUGCUUCGGGGCACUGGCUCUGAUGCUUCGCUUCUUCUUUGAGGAUUGGGAUUACACCUAUGUCCACAGCUUCUACCACUGCGCCCUGGCCAUGUCCUUUUUCCUGCUGCUGCCCAAGGUGAACAAGAAGGCUGGCAACGCGGGAGCCCCAGCCAAGUUGAACUUCCCCACCCUCUGCUGUGCUUGUGUCUGA
Castor canadensis (American beaver) is the source of this 758-nucleotide messenger RNA. RefSeq names its product myomaker, myoblast fusion factor (gene Mymk). Gene Ontology annotation, cellular component: membrane. The record is from RefSeq and is a predicted model, not a curated record. Lineage: Eukaryota; Metazoa; Chordata; Mammalia; Rodentia; Castoridae.